CAAAGAAUACUGCCAAAGAUCAAUAUCUCCUGAUCUAGCAUAGCACCAACGCCUCUCAUCACAACACGAAAACACUGAGAAGAAUGGAGGCAACGGCGGUUAGCGUGGGCAAAGCCGUGCUUGAUGGCGCGCUGGGCUACGCCAAGUCAAAGGCGGCGGAGGAAAUCGCGCUGCAGCUCGGCGUCGAGCGCGAUGUGGACUUCAUCAAGGAUGAGCUGCAGAUGAUGCAGUCAUUCCUGAUGACGGCGGAUGAGGAGCAAAGCCAGAACAAGGUGCUCACCACCUGGGUGAAACAGAUCGGGGUCCUAGCCUACAAGGUGGAGGACAACCUCAUGGAUUUUGGCCUCCACUCAGAGAAAAAGCCAUUUAUGUGGUGCAUCCCCCGCAAUCCGGGUGAUCGACGCCGCAUCGCCAAGGAGGUGAAGGAGCUGAGGGCCAAAGUGGAGGACGUGAGCAACAGGAACCUGCGCUAUCGCCUCAUCAAGGAGAGCUCAGGCUCCAAGUCUACCAUGGCAGAGGAGCAGGCCAGCAUUGCUACUGCGGCAAUGUUUGGCAUCAACGAAGCAAGGCUUGCUGCCUUGGAGCAUACAAAAUCAUCAGAGGUGGACCUCCAUCAGUUGAUUACCAGCAAGGAUGUGGACCUUAGGGUGAUCGCCAUGUGGGGAACCAGCGGUGAUAUCGGGAAGACGUCUGCUAUCCAGGAGGUUUAUGAUGACCCAAAGGUACUGAAAAGGUUUGGAUUCUGUGCUUGGAUUAGGUUGAUGCAUCCUUUCAAUCCACAAGAGUUCCUCCGCAGCUUGGUAAGGCAAUUUUAUGAAAAUUCUCAUGAUGAGGUUGGAAAGCCAUCUUUCAAUCCACAAGAGUUCCUCAGGAGCUUCGUAAGGCAAUUUUAUGAAAACCCCCAUGAUGAGAUUGGAAAGCCAGAACAAGAAACAAGUGUCGGGGCUAAUGUUCUGGCCAAGAUGGAGAAGAUGGAUCAAAGUGAUUUAGUCCGUGUGUUUAAUGCACAGUUGUGUAAGAAUAGCUACCUGGUUGUCAUAAAUGACCUGGCCACAAUAGAAGAGUGGCAUUGCAUUAAGAAGUACUUUCCCGACAACAAGAAACAAAGUAGAAUCAUCGUUUCCACGCAGCAAGCUGAAAUUGCAAGGUUGUGCACAGAGAAACCGUACCAAGUUUCGGAGUUGAAGCAGUUGUCAUGUGAUCAAACUUUUUAUUUGUUCCACAAGAAGGCUAUGCAUGAAGCAUGUUCUACUGAGCCCAUUUCCAACACGAACAAUGUUACUACUAUUGAGAAAAACACAGCAGUGCUCACCACCGAAAUACAUGUGGAAGAUCAAGAACGUAACAAUGCAAAUGAAGAAAAAGUUCAUAACUCAACUGCUGGAAAGAAGUUCGAACGCAGCAGGACACUGGCAUUGACUGAUGAAGUGCUUUGUGGGCGAGAAACAGAGAAAUCUGUUCUUAUCAAAUUAGUUGACCAACCGGACAACAAUCAAGGCUGUAAGGUGAUCUCUGUUUGGGGAAUGGGGGGUCUUGGAAAAACCACUCUUGUCCGAAGCAUCUACCAAAGCCAGCAGCUUGGUGGCUGGAAGCGUGCAUGGGCCACUGCAUUGCGUCCCUUUAACCCUGAAGUACUCCUUAGAGAUUUGGCUUUGCAGCUUCAGAAUACUAUUCAAGAAGGUCCUGCCGGAUCAGCAGCAACUACUGGAGCGCAAAAGAAAAGCAUAUCAGUGAUGAAACUUCAAGAGUUGAAGGAUGAGCUAGCUCGGGUACUAAAAUUGAAAAGGUGCCUUGUUGUUCUUGAUGAUAUAUGGUCCACUUCUGAAUGGGAUUUGGUCAAAUCAUGUUUGGAUAAUGCUGGAAGGAUCAUAGUCACCACAAGACAAAAAGAUAUUGCCAAACAUUGUUCAAGAGAAGACAAGAACAUGUACUGUCUUGAAGGUCUGAAAGAUGAUGCUGCACUUGACCUUUUCAAGAAGAAGGUGUUCAAGGACAAUAUUGAAGAAAAAGAUUUAGUCCCAGCUAUGAUGGAGCAAGCAAGAUUUAUCCUGCAUAAAUGUGCUGGACUUCCCCUUGCAAUAUCAACUAUUGGUGGAUUCCUAGCUACUAAGCCAAAAAAUUCUAUUGAAUGGAGAAAGAUGCAUGCCUGUAUUAGCACAGAAUUGGAGAUAAAUCCUGAACUUCGGACAAUAAAGACAAUUCUUAUGAGGAGCUAUGAUGGUUUGCCAUACCAUCUCAAGUCUGCUUUCUUAUACCUGGCCAUAUUUCCAGAAGAUCACAGAAUUAGGUGGGGUCGCUUGGUGCGGCGGUGGAUUGCAGAGGGCUACUCAAGGGAUAUGCAUGGCAUGAGUGCAAUUGAACUUUGUCGGAGGUACUUUGAUGAGCUCCUGGAUAGGAGUAUGAUCAUGCCAGGGGAAGGGACAGACCAAUACAGUCAGAAAAUCAAUUCUUGCCAACUUCAUGAUAUGAUCCGUCAAAUAUGUAUCUCAAAGGCUAGGGAGGAAAACCUUGUUUUCACGCUGGAGGAAGGAUGUUGUUUUAGCGACACACAAGGUGCAAUACGCCAUCUUGUCAUAGGUAGCAACUGGAAAAGGGACAAAGAUGUGCUGGAGAGCAUGCUGGAAUUGUCACAUGUACGGUCAUUGACCGUGUUUGGAGAGUGGAGAUCAUUUUUCAUCUCCAACACUAUGAGGUUUGUGCGAGUGCUUGACUUAGAAGACACACUGGGGUUAAGGGAUCAUCAUCUUAAUCAAAUAGGGCAGCUCCAUCAUCUCAAGUACCUUUCUCUUCGAGGAUGUCACAACAUUUUAUUCUUGCCUAAUUCUUUCCGGAAUUUGAGGCACCUCGAAACACUGGAUGUUAGAGGUACACGUAUAUCUGAGUUGCCAACAAUAAUCACCAAUCUUCGGAAGCUACAACACCUUCAUGCAGAUGAUCAUUGGCACUGUUUGCGUGUUAGGGGAGAGGAUGGCAUAGUUGAUAAGUAUCAACGUUACAUUGAUCGUAUUUCCACAUGUAAAAGAUGCAGCGUUUUGUGUUCCAGAGGUCAUAUUUUCUUGAGACCACAAGUUUUAGAUGCCGGCUUGAACAGGUAUGAUAUAUUCAAUCUAUACCGCUUCCAGGAGAGGAACCUAGAUGGCAUUAUUCUUCCUAGAGGGAUUGGCAAAUUGAAGGCCCUUCACUCAUUAGGUUACGCUGAUGUUUCUGGGAGAAAUGGAAAUGCCACUGUAAAAGAGUUCGGAGAGCUUACUCAGCUACGUAAGCUUAAAGUGGGUGGUCUGAGCUACAGAAACAUCAAGGAGUUAUGGUCUGCCAUUGCUGGUCAUAAUCAACUUCAAUCUUUGUCAGUUGAAAUAGGUAACCAGCAUGAAGAGGGGAACGAGUUAGAUGGCUGUUUGGGUGAGGGUUUGCUGCCACCAAGCAGCCUCGAGAGCCUCACUCUGCAUGGCAAGCUAGUCAAUGUAACAAAAUGGAUCCAUAAGCUUCAGAAUCUCUCCAAGUUGGUGCUACAGUUUAGCAAAUUGGAGCAAGUUGAUGCUAUACAAACCCUCGGGGUGCUACCAAAUAUAGCGGUUCUACGCCUGCGCUAUGACUCAUUCAGGGGGACACAGCUCCAUUUCCAGAGGUCAUCUUUCCCUAGCCUCAUGGUGCUGGAGCUCAGUUGGUUAGACAUCCAGUCGGUGCUAUUUGGAGAAGACACAAUGCCCAAGAUUGAGCUGCUACAAAUUGGUGUGUGCGACGAGCUGAAGGACAUCUCCGGGCUACCAGCCCUCAAAAGCCUCAAAGAAAUUCAGUUUCCUAAUGAUGGUGACAGUUAUUACAGUAAAAUAUUAGAGGUGCAGAGGGAACAGGUGGAGAGGCAGGUAGCGGAGCACGUGAGAGUGAACUAUUAAACUCUUUGUGUGUGUGUGUGUGUGUGUGUGUGUGUGUGUGUGUGUGUGUGUGUGUGUGUGUGUGUGUGUAUGUGUGUGUGUGUUUCCAUGGGAUUCUUAUUAUCGUACUUGUCCUGUAUUCUACGUACUGUACGUACAGUAGGACUAGUCAUUGAUGUAUCUGUUACAAAAACUGGGUCACUCGGGCCUAUACAGCAGGAUUGUAAGUCUGUAAUGCAGCAGUGGUUUCACUUUAAAA
Triticum aestivum (bread wheat) is the source of this 4131-nucleotide messenger RNA. RefSeq names its product disease resistance protein Pik-2. Lineage: Eukaryota; Viridiplantae; Streptophyta; Magnoliopsida; Poales; Poaceae. Bases 84 to 3893 code for a protein of 1269 amino acids. Gene Ontology annotation, biological process: defense response to other organism. Gene Ontology annotation, molecular function: ADP binding. The record is from RefSeq and is a predicted model, not a curated record. The transcript is spliced from 3 exons.